Messenger RNA from Microthlaspi erraticum, 1104 nucleotides. The record is from the annotation of a GenBank genome assembly. Lineage: Eukaryota; Viridiplantae; Streptophyta; Magnoliopsida; Brassicales; Brassicaceae.
AUGGAUUACAGCUGUGCAGACGACAGUAGUACAACUUCCGAGUCUCUCUCCAUCUCGACUCCGUCGGCGGCGAAGAAGACAACAACGGUGGAUAAACUCUCUCCUCCGCCGGCUUUGCGUCUCUACAGAAUGGGAAGCGGCGGAAGCAGCGUCGUCCUUGAUUUGGAUAACGGCGGCGUCGAGACCGAGUCACGGAAACUUCCGUCGUCCAAGUUCAAAGGCGUCGUGCCUCAGCCUAACGGAAGAUGGGGAGCUCAGAUUUACGAGAAGCAUCAGCGCGUGUGGCUCGGCACUUUCAACGAGGAGGAAGAAGCCGCUUCUUCCUAUGACAUCGCCGCUCGGAGAUUCCGCGGACGCGACGCCGUCACUAACUUCAAAUCCACCGCGGUUGAAAACGACGCCGAAUCGGCUUUUCUGGACGCUCAUUCCAAGUCUGAGAUCGUCGAUAUGUUGAGGAAGCACACUUACGCCGACGAGCUUCAACAGAGCAAACGGAAAUUUCUUAACGGUAACGAGAGAGGAUGUGGAUCGGCGGCGAUGACGAUGUCUCAUCACUCGCACGGAAAUGACGGCGUUUUAAGAGCGACGCGUGAGGUUUUGUUCGAGAAGGCCGUUACGCCGAGCGACGUCGGGAAGCUGAACCGGUUAGUGAUACCGAAACAGCACGCGGAGAAGCACUUUCCGUUACCGGCGAUGACGACGACGGCGAUGACUCCGUCUCCGACGAAAGGCGUUUUGAUAAACCUGGAAGACAGAACGGGGAAAGUGUGGCGGUUCCGUUACUCGUACUGGAACAGCAGUCAAAGUUACGUGUUGACCAAGGGCUGGAGCCGGUUCGUUAAAGAGAAGAAUCUCCGAGCCGGCGAUGUGGUUUGUUUCGAGAGAUCUACCGGACCAGACCGGCAAUUGUAUAUUGACUGGAAAGUCCGGUCCGGUGCGGAACAAACCCCGGUUCAGACUGUGGUUAGGCUUUUCGGGGUCAAUAUUUUCAAUGCUAAACCAAACGACGUCGCAGUAGAGUGCGGUGGCAAGAAGAGAUCUCGGGAAGUCGAUCUGUUUGCGUUAGGGUGUUCCAAGAAGCAGGCGAUUAUCAAUGUCUUGUGA